Lytechinus pictus (painted urchin) is the source of this 3435-nucleotide messenger RNA. RefSeq lists its product as uncharacterized. Lineage: Eukaryota; Metazoa; Echinodermata; Echinoidea; Temnopleuroida; Toxopneustidae. The record is from RefSeq and is a predicted model, not a curated record. Bases 100 to 1329 code for a protein of 409 amino acids. The transcript has 5 exons.
CACGUACGUGAGGAGCCGGAGCUGAGCUGAGCCUGCCUUGUCACUAAUGCCAGCUGUCCGACUCUUUUUGUUUCUUCAAUUACCGUCUACCGACGCGAAAUGCAGAAGUCAAGUGUAUAUUUCUACAUGUGCCAUGUUAAAGCAGUCAUGCCACUGUGUCAGGUGAAAGGAUGUCGAAAUCGGAGUGGACGUUUGUUCAACAAGAGCAUGUUCUGCAUACCUGAUCCUAUAAAACAGAGGGAUAGAUGCGAGAAAUGGCUGAACUUUUUGGGAAGAGAAAAGUUGCUUCCAGUUGAAGCUUAUGAAAGCUUGCACAACAAAUCAAGAGUUGUGUGUGAAGAUCACUUUGAACCAGAGAGCUAUGAAGUGGAUAUGAGAGCCAAAAUCAUGGGAUAUAAACCAAGGAAGAAGCUGAAGCCAGAUGCCGUCCCUACCAUAGCGGCUGUAGUAGAACCCAAAAAGCAUAGAUCUAAAACUAAAAGGAAGAAGAAAAAAUCAUCAAAGGCGGAAGAUUCAGUCACAGGGGCACCAUAUGAGGAGCCUUUUAUUCCUCCCCUCUUCCCUUCUCGUUUACCAUCGAAUGAUGAGCAGGAAGAAGAUGGAGAUGAAUCGAAUCAUUACUCAGGAAUGGAGAGUGAAGAAGAGACGGACAGUACUUCACAGUGUACUGUGGUUGAGGAACAGGAUUGUGAUGUAGGACCGUACUGCAACGAAGCCGGGAUAUCUGCUGCAGACAUUUCAUCUCACUUCCAGGACAUACUGCCCUUGCCAACCAUCAAGAAUGGUCUCGUGCUCGAAAUCAUAGAUUAUCUGCAGAGAAAAAAAAUGUACUGCUCCAAAAAUCUGAUUAAAGACCUGAAAAAACUAAGCGAUACUCCGGACCUUGGCAAUGGGAAUGUUGGGGGUUAUGUCAAGCGGCUGAUGGAAAGAAGAGACCGGAUAGAAAGAAACACAGAGAACGGAGAAAGUAACUUUAUGUAUUUGUGUGAGGAGGAAUCCAUGAUGACAAGGCCGAAGACUGUCACAAAAACAAUUAAAAAGCAUGAACCUCCAAGAACGACGUCGUUGCAUAAAAACCUUCAGCUGGCCAAGAAGCAGAGAGAAGAAACAUGGAGGUGCCUUGAUGUAUUGGAGAAAGAUAAUCAACGCUUGAAGCAGCAGAACAAUAAUUUGUCAAAGAGAGUGUUAAAACUCACCACAGAGAACAUGGACCUGAGGGAAACUGUAGGCAGCUUGCAGGAGCAAUGCCGUGAAUUGGAGCAGUUCAAAAUAAAAUAUGUAGAUUUGGAAGAGAAGUGUAAAAAACAUCCAGAAAUUGACAUGGAGUAGAUUGUCAACAAACAUAACUCUAUAUUUGCUUCAAGAGGCCAAUGACCUACCCUUUUCAGUAAAUUUUAGUCCACCAUUGUUAAGGAUGCUGCCAAAUGUAUUAAGAAUAUGUGAUGUUAAAUUAUGAGGAUGUCCCAAACGCUAGAAUUUUCGUAUGCAACUAAAUAUAUAGAUACACCAAUAUAUCUAUUAAACAGAUAUUGUGUGUGUGUGUGGAAGCAUAUUCUUCUUCGAGAAUUAGCUCAGCUAAGGCUGACCCAAGUCCAGUGUUCUAACAUUAAAGACUGGUAGUUCCUUCAGAGGGGAAGUUCACCCUGAAAAAUUUUUUAAUUGUAUAAAUAGCACAAAAGCAAAAAAAAAAAAUAUUUCUGAAUGUUUGAGAAAAAUCCAUCAAAGAAUAAAAUGGUGGUUUGAAUUUUAAUUAUUUGAUUUGUUACGUCACAUGCGAGCAGCUUUUCUACAAAUCGUAUGGUAAAAAAUCUUGAAAAUGUUGUUUUACUGUAUCUUCAGUAUAUCAAUAGAAAAAUCUUUCCACACCCAUUCCUAAGAUGAAAAACAACACUAAGUCAUCACGAACCUUUCAAAAAUGGAAAUUUAUGCAUUUUAUAUUAAAUAAUAUGUGGGGCAGUUGCUUGUUUAUGAUGUAUGUCACAAAUCCAAAACUUUAAAUUCUAAUACAAUAACCUUAUUCUUUAAUGGCUUUCCUAAGCCCUUUAUCAAUAUUUUUGUUUGCUGUUUUUACAACAAACUUUUCUUCAGGGUGAACUUCCCCUUUUAUCACAUGAAUGUGUCAAAGAAAAUAAGCAGUUGAGUGACACACACCAAGGGCCCUGGAAAAUACAACAUCAUCCCUUUUGAAUACAAAUGCAAUGGUGUAUUCAAUUUCCCCAUAAAGUUUAUUAUUCUAUGGUGGUCAUUAAUAAAAAGAAAUAUAUCCCACAAACCCAAAUGAAUUUAUCACAAUGAAUUUUCAAGACCGAACGAUUGAUGAUAGAUGAUUUUGAAAUGUAUUUUGAAGAGUCAACUCAAUGACCUUGAUCAUAAAAUUCAGGUUUGAUACCCAGUUUUUUUCAUUGUAAAAGAAAAAGAGUACAAUGAACUCACCUGGAUUAUUUUUGUGUACAAAGGAUUUGACUAGCUUUGCAUUCUUGAAAGGUCAAAUCUCAUUUGAAACUGUUCACAUAAGUAUGACUGUGUAACUUGGGAAUUGAUAAGUGUACAGUAAGAAUUGUACAAAUGUGUACAAUAAGAAUUGUAGAGGUGUUGUGGCUCAGUGGAUACGUCUCCGGACUUUGAACCACAAGGUCCAGGUUCAAAUCCCUCCGCAGCAGUCACAUCCUUAAGCAAGGCGUUCAUCUACAUUUGCCACUCUCCACCCAGGUAAAUGGCUACCGGGAUGGAAGGAAUUACUAGAAUGCUUGAGCACCCGGUCAGGGUAGCUGUGCUAAUGCCGGGGUAGUAGUAUGCAGCGCUUAGAAAAAUUUGUAUUACGAUAAGCACGAUAUAAAUGUUGCAUAUUACUAUUAUUAUUGUGCCUUGAAUGCGAAUACUUUGUUGAGAUAUAAAGCAUACAGUGAGAUGACACAAUAUUAAAAUAACACAUUUUAUUACACGAAUACCAUUUAUAUUGAAAUCUUUACAAUUAUUGACACAAUAUACAUGUACCAGAACAGUAUUUUCAAACUCAAUGUAAUUGUACUUAAAUCUACAGUCUUUGAUUUCUCCCAGAGCAAUCUAAUGGAUGCUUAAUCAAUUUGUUUUCACUGUUAAAAGGAAAUUUGAGUAGUUCACUGUUCUUACAAGAAUGUUGCAAAACCAUUGGCUAUUAUAUUUUAUGAACAUGAUCAGUAUGGCAUAAUCCUGGAUGAAUUAUUAAACUUCAUGGUUUCCAAUAUUUUGUAUAAGGCUUUUACUAUCUUUAUACUUUUCAUGCGUAUGGAGAUAAACUCAAUUUUGUGUUUCUAGAUCUUGAAGUUUCUGAUGACAAAUACAUAUCCAUAGUCACAUACAUGUAUUUUAUGCAGUCAAUUUAAAUUAAAUUGACACUGCUUGUUUGUCGAUGUAAAUACUUUUUUUUAUGAAAUAAAUAAAGAGAAUGAAUCCCAA